GCUUCCACCUCUUCAGUCUUCACGUUGACCUCUCCUUCUCCCUGAACCUGCCCCAUCCAUCCAAUUCCACCCAAGCGAUCGCCGAGUGUUCGACCAACUGCCGGCGUGGAGCGGCGUCAAUUGGUUCAUGCCCAAAGCAUAAGGCUACCCUCCUCGCGCCAAUAGUGCAGGAGAGAUAGGCCGUGGGUUCGUUCGCCGGAGCUUUGACGCCGAAAGUGUGUGUUCACAUAUGUUUACUCUUCUCAGUACUGAACAUUGGUCCGUCAAAUCCUUCUCAUACCAAUGGAACAAGACCACUCGGCUUUGAAGAAGAUGAGAGUGGACGAUGCAGCCGAUUCUGUGAUGGCUGAAGUACCUGCCCCUGCCCCUGCCACUGCAUCAAGUAUGAACCAGCAAUUGUUCUGGAGCCAGUGGCAGCUUCUGGACUCCAUCCUUCCCACCGGGGGUUUCGCACACUCCUGCGGCCUCGAAGCCGCUAUGCAAUCGCGCAUAGUGAACAACCCAGAGGACCUGAGGUUAUUUCUGAUCCAGGCCAUGGAGAACGUUGGCAGCCUACUGCUUCCGUUCGUGUACUGCGCCAGCAAGUCUCCUGACGCCGUGGCAUGGGUCAAGCUAGAUCAGCUGCUGGAAGCUACGUUGACGAACGAAGUCGGCAGGAAGGCGUCAACGUCGCAGGGCUCGGCCCUGUUGAGGGUGGCCGCGUCUGUCUUCACCGAAAUUCAGGCGCUGCAAGACCUCCGGAAGACAUUCCUCGGCUCCACGAGCGUGUCGUUUCACCAUGCACCCAUAUUCGGGUUGAUAUGUGGGUUGGUUGGAUUUGACUGUGAGACCACGCAGAGGGCUUACAUGUUUGUGACGAUGAGGGAUGUGAUCUCCGCGGCGACGAGGCUUAAUCUGAUCGGGCCGCUUGCUGCUUCGGUGCUGCAGCACCAGGUUGCUCCAGAUGCUGAGAGGAUGGUGCAGAAGUGGAGGGACCGUGAUGUCUCAGAAGCUUCACAGACCGCGCCACUGCUUGACGCCUUGCAGGGCUGCCAUGCUUACAUGUUCUCUAGGCUGUUCUGUUCCUGACUAUGAGGUUACUGAAUGUGAUUCGGUGUAAGUAUGCCCACAGUUUUACCUCGGAGAAGUACAGGCUUUGGUUAAAGAAAAAUAGCAUCAGGAAAUUAAACACAUCAAAUACAGAUGCUCUGUAUGAUUCUUUUUUAUUUACUUGCAAGCAAGAUUGUACAACAAUGACACCAGUACAUUAUGUUCAUGCGUGUGAGCCCUCCCUAAUCAUCUAUAACAUUAUGUUCAAUGACACCAGUACAUUAUGUUCAUCU
Molecule: messenger RNA, 1322 nt
Organism: Lolium perenne
Lineage: Eukaryota; Viridiplantae; Streptophyta; Magnoliopsida; Poales; Poaceae
Product: urease accessory protein F
Molecular function (GO): nickel cation binding
Source: RefSeq, a predicted model, not a curated record